CUUUUUAACAGUGGAUACCAAAAUUAUUGAGAUUGUUCUCCUUCUGUGACUGACAGGCUCACUUACUUGGAAUUUAUGUCAUUUAACUGCUUUUCCACAUUCAUCCAAAGCCACCAAUAACUCAACCACAUAUCACACACACAAACACAAACACACAACACUUUCUUUCUCUAUCCUCCACUGUUCAAUAUCAUACUCCCUCCGUCUUAUAUAAUUAAUUUAUGAGAAUUAUUGUAGAAAAACACAAUAUAACAUUUUCUUUGACUUAUAGAAUUUGCUACGAUUAUUAUUUCGAUUAUGAUCUGCACUCUUCUUUGAUUGUCAUCUACAACAUUUCUCUCAACUUACCCUUAUUUUCCAAACCCAUUAAAAAUACGCAGAGUUAACUUAUUUAGCUAGCUUAAAAGUAGUUAAAAAACAAAUCGCAAACUAAAAAAGUCCUCAUUUGACAAACACUGCAGCAAUUCUUUAGGGAUGCAGGGUGUAUAUUUAUAAUUAUGUACAGGCAUUCCCCUCUCUACAACUCAUUUAGAACUCUCUAAACCUUUACUUCAAAAAACCACCAAAAAGAACAAUAUGGGAGUAUGUGCAAGCAAUAACAGAGAAAAAUAUGCAUCAUGGGAGAAAGAUCCAAGGAUAUUUAUACAUAAACUCAAGCUUUUACAACAGGAAAUCAAUGGAAUUCUCAAGCAAAGAGAGGAAGAAAGCCAAGUUUAUGAACAAGAACUUAUGGUUUUUGCAUUUAGGGAAGCAGAAUGGAAGAGGGAAAGGAAGAAAUUAAGGGAAGAAGUCAAAAAAUUGCAAAAAAAAUUGGAGGAAAAAGAAGAGAAGAUUAGAGUAAUGGAAGAAGAGUUUGGAAAUGGUUUAAUGGUUAAGAAAAGUGAGAAAAUAGAGUCAAAUGAUGGUAGUAGUAGUAGUAUUGGAGUUAGUAGUAAUAAUACAAUAUGUUUGAUGGAGAGAAUGAGGGAAGAAAGAGCUAGAAGAGAUGAAGCUAUUGAGAAAUGGAAAAUGUUGUAUCUUGCUAUUAAACAUGAAUUGGAUGAUCUUAUUAAGAGGACCCAUGAAGGGACACUUUACUGGAAAGCAGAAGAUGAAAAUUUGAUGGAGGAGCUACAAAAAGAAGUACAAGCCAAAGAUGAAAUAAUUAAAGUGCUAAAAGCACAGAUAGCUUCAAUGGAGGAUCAAGAUUAUACAAGGAAAAGAGAAAUUGAUAUUCUGAGACAAAGCUUGAGGAUAAUGAGCAGCAAUAAGGGAACUAAUUCUUCUAUACAUGUUAAGAGUGCUUUUACUAAGAGUCUCUCUAAGCUUGCAUUUGUGAACUAAUUACAUAUAUUUGUGAUUUGUUGUUGUAUCAUUAUUAGCAUAAAUUAUAAUGCAAUCAAACAUAAUAUAAGUGUUUUAUCAUAAUCAGUGUAUGCCGUUCAUAGAAAAACAUAAUAUAAGUGUUUGAUAUUCAUUAA
Molecule: messenger RNA, 1460 nt
Organism: Amaranthus tricolor (Joseph's coat)
Lineage: Eukaryota; Viridiplantae; Streptophyta; Magnoliopsida; Caryophyllales; Amaranthaceae
Product: UPF0329 protein ECU05_1680/ECU11_0050
Exons: 2
Coding region: 577-1323 (248 amino acids)
Source: RefSeq, a predicted model, not a curated record